Effrenium voratum is the source of this 1617-nucleotide messenger RNA. The record is from the annotation of a GenBank genome assembly. Lineage: Eukaryota; Dinophyceae; Suessiales; Symbiodiniaceae.
AUGCGCGAGGUCUUCCUGCGCCAGCUGAGCCGCAAGGAGGACCUGCGCCCCUGCGACCUCCUGGUGCCCGUGCCCGGUGGCAGGCACACCUUCGAGGCGGCUCCCGGGGAGCUCGCGGACUUCGGCUACGACGCCGCCCUGGCGUGGCUAGAGACCACUUGGGCCCGCGGCGACCAGGGCAUCGAUUCCGCCGGCGAGGGGCAGAAGAAGCAGAAAAAGGGGGUCGCCGGUGUGCGCGUUGCAGAGCACUUCCCCUGGAUGGCCAAGCUGGAGCUGCAUUGGCGCGACAUCCACGCGGAGUUGCUGCGGACGGUGCAAAAUGAGUGGCCGGAGGAGACACAGGUGAAGCUGUCAGUGACGCUGUCAGUGAAGCUGUCAGUGAAGCUGUCAGAAAUGGGCGGCCAACGUUUGUUGGUGGACCCCCUGCUCGUGGGCAGCUUGGUCUUUUGGGGUCAGACCUGGGCGUUCAAAGGCCAGCGCAGGUUUCAAGGGCCGCUGCCCACGCCCGAGGAAGUCUUCGGGAGCUACGAUGCGAUCGUGCUGUCGCAGGGCUUGGAGGAUCAUUACCAUCUCCCCACCUUGGAGCGCAUCGAUCGCCGGAUGCCCAUCAUCGCCAACGCCGCCGCGGCGCAGACCGCGGAAGGCCUGGGGUUUCGCCCUAAAGUGCUGCGGCCGGGGGAGUCGUUGAUGUUGGGCCAGUUGCGUAUCUCCGCCCUGCCCGGCAGCGUGGUGGGCCCUCCCUGGCAAGACCCGGAGAACGGCUACGUGUUCGAGGACACAAGGCCCAAAGGAUGGUCGGUGGGCCUGGAGCCACAUGGAAACUUUCGUGGACCUGCGCUGGGAACCUCUCUCCGGAAGCUGCCCAAAUCACCGCCCCACCGCCUGGAUGCGCUGAUUCUGCCGCUCACCGCCCAAGAGAUCUCAGGGUACAAGCUGGUGAACGGCGCCGAUGAGGCCGCAGACACGCUCGAAGCCCUGGAUCCCGUCCCACGUUUCGUGCUGCCGCUGCGCAAUGCCGAGAUCGAGGCCAAAGGCGUCCUAGCGGAACUGCUCAGAGAGGAUGGCUCGCAGCAGCGAUUCCGCCAACUGCAACGGGAGCGGCCCAAGUUGGCGAAUGUUCAGCUGCUGGAUUUGCCGCCAGGGGAGCCGGUGACCUUGGAGCACGGGGUCUGGCGGGAGUUCCCUUUGCUGGGCCUCAACGCGGAAGUCCAAGAGAGCUGCCCAAAGACUUGGCAGCUGCUGACCGAGGUCGAAGCGAUCGCGCAACACUGGGCUCUGUGCCCGGACGAGGAGACGGCGCUUUUCUCUCGUCUGACGCCCGGCACCCGGCUGAAGCCCCACUGCGGGCCCAGCAACCUGCACCUCACCUGCCACUUGGGACUGCAGGUGCCUCAGGGCUGCAGCAUCCGUGUGGGCGACGAGUGGCGCAGCUGGCAGGAGGGCCGUUGCCUGGUCUUUGACGACUCCUACGAGCACGAGGUGCGGCAUGACGGGGAUGCGCCCCGCUUCGUGCUGCUGCUGCGCUUUUGGCAUCCCCAGGUCCGUCCGGAGAUGCGAAGGCCGCUGCUGGCGGCCAAGGCGAAGCAGCGGAAGCUCAAGGAGUGGACGCUUCUCUGA